AUGGCCACCGAACUUACUCAAGAGGCAGUACUGAAAUUUAUUUGCAGCAAAAACGGAAGAGUAAAAAAUUCGGAUCUGUUAGAUUACUUCAAACGGUUCCUUCGGGAAGAUGAAAACAGGACGGAGAACAGAGAAUUGUUUAAGAGGUUCGUGAAUUCGGUGGCGGUGGUAAAACGAGAGGAAGAAUCUGCAAAUAAUCUGCCUGAUUACCAGUUAACAGCCCACAACAACGGGAGCCUACCAAGGUUGAAUGAUAGACUCAGACCCCACUUUAGGGAAAACAAUGGCGAGGAGGCACUAUUCGGUCCACAGUCUGUGCGCCACAGCCUACCCCUUGAUAAUGCCCGGAGCCACGCCCCUGGAAGUUUUGCAGAACAUCACCAUGCCAGGCUAUCCACCAGCCAUGGUGACCUUCUCCUGCCCCCUUACGAUGACAGUGCAUGGCCUGAGAUCGUGUCUAAAGGGGGGUGGUCCAGCGACGACAGCCUUAAUUACAAGGAACUGGCUGGCGAGCAAGAGGGCAAAGUGCGAGAGAUGUUGGCGCGUGCUCAAGAGGCCAGGCUGUUCGAAAAGCUGCGCAGUUCAGAGGGGAAAGUGGGCCCCUUGCACCACUCAAUGGGUAAUCUUGAUGACCAGGAACCCGGGGUAACCGGAGCUGGUUCAGGAUCCACAAGCCCGGUUACCGUGCGCCCCAGUGCACGGAGAACCCGCAGCCAGCUUCGGAGCCGCUUGUGCCGCAGUCUAGGGGCGGACCUGGACCAGCCUUUCUUUGAGGACGGAGUCUCGGCGCGGAUCAACCGUCUUCACCUGCUGUCAUCUUCUCUGAGCUUCAAUUACUCCACACCCCCCCGAACGCACAGCUACGGGGACGUGUCCUCUCAAGGCAGUGGCAGUAGCAGAAUCCAUCCUGUCAGUGAUGGCUCCGGUUUCCACCGGAACUCGAUGGUACCACUUGAUCCCAAAGAACACGACUGGAUGGUGAAGGCAGCUGCAGGUACAUGGACGGACAUAUACUCUCUGUUUCGAGAUGAGCCCGGUCUCCUGAACAAGAGGGACUUCAUCUCUGGAUACACAGUGCUGCACUGGAUUGCCAAGCACGGGGACCAUCGGGUGCUCAACACGCUCUGGUAUGGGGUCAGUAAAAUGGGAAUGAACCUGGAUAUUGAUGCUAAAACCACCUGUGGAUACACGCCCCUACACCUGGCAGCUAUGCACGGCCACAAGAAGCUCAUCCGCCUCCUGGUGCACAAGUUCAAAGCCAAUGUGGCCAUGAGGGACACCAGUGGUAAAAAGCCAUGGCAAUACAUUGGCAAAGGUGGCCCUAGGGACCUCCUACACCUGCUUGGGGCCCCUGCUAACAUAACUGGGGGCUAUAUCUCUAAUCAGCCAGCGUCUGUGGAGAAACUGAUGACGCGACCAGGCACAAUGUCCCCCAAAGUGAAAAGGCAUUCUUCAAUUGCGGCGUUUCUCAAGCACAAGUCCCUGCUGAAGGUUUCGAGUCACCCCGAGGCCUUUCUGUGA
Messenger RNA from Anguilla rostrata (American eel), 1521 nucleotides. Its product is annotated as ankyrin repeat domain-containing protein SOWAHB-like. The record is from RefSeq and is a predicted model, not a curated record. Bases 1 to 1521 code for a protein of 506 amino acids. Gene Ontology annotation, molecular function: protein binding. Lineage: Eukaryota; Metazoa; Chordata; Actinopteri; Anguilliformes; Anguillidae. The transcript has 2 exons.